This is a messenger RNA of Limanda limanda (common dab), 621 nucleotides long. It is a transcript of the gene tcf15, whose product is annotated as transcription factor 15. The record is from RefSeq and is a predicted model, not a curated record. Gene Ontology annotation, biological process: regulation of transcription by RNA polymerase II; developmental process. Lineage: Eukaryota; Metazoa; Chordata; Actinopteri; Pleuronectiformes; Pleuronectidae. Gene Ontology annotation, molecular function: protein dimerization activity; RNA polymerase II transcription regulatory region sequence-specific DNA binding; DNA-binding transcription factor activity, RNA polymerase II-specific. The transcript has 2 exons. The coding region runs from base 82 to 621 and encodes 179 amino acids.
GUUUGCAGCCUCGGAGUCAAACUGAGAUGUAGCUCAGGUCCUGGAUUACACAGAGGAUCUGGGAGCUGGUGACUCUGGAGGAUGACUUUCGCCAUGAUGCGGCCUGCGGCGACGCACUUGAUCUACUCCGACUUCUCCCUCAUGUCCGAGGACGAGGAGAACCGCAGCGAGAGCGACGGCAGCUCGGAGCAGAGUUCCUGCGAGUCCGGGGAGAAGCGCCGGCGCCACGGGGGGCCGGAGGGAGACUCCCCGGUGGUCGUGAAGCAGAGGAGCGCGGCCAACGCCAGGGAGCGAGGCCGGACCCAGAGUGUGAACAGCGCCUUCACAGCCCUGAGGACCCUCAUCCCCACCGAGCCCGUGGACAGGAAGCUCUCCAAGAUCGAGACCCUGCGCCUGGCUUCGAGCUACAUCUCGCAUCUGGCCAACGUGCUCCUCAUCGGGGACGGAGGAGGAGCGGAGGGACAGCCGUGCCUCGGAGCCGUGCAUGUACAGGGGGAAAGCGGGUCGAAGCAGCCGAGGAGCAUCUGCACCUUCUGCCUGAGCCACCAGAGGAGAGGGAUUAAAGAUGGAAAAGACUGUUUGAAAAUGCGAGGACUGGGUCCACUGCGGAUGAGACGCUGA